GGGUCUUCUCAGUUACAAGGAUUGCUUGACACAGGAUCCAUGGCUUGUACAAUGAGUGAGGUGGCAGAGCAAAAACUCCUAUCAGAAAGUGUUUUGACCCAAACACAAGAACUCAAAGAGCGUAUUGUUCUUGUUGGCUGUGGUGGGUUACAGGUGAGCCCAAAAUGCAUGUAUGACAUUGAGCUGACUUUGUAUGGUGUUAAGUGCAUGGUCCCAGUUCUAGUAGUUACAGGCCAAAGAGAUGACAUCAUCAUAGGCACAAACAUGCUCAAGUAUGUGUUACACCAACUCAAAAAAGAUGACAACUACUGGAAACUUAUCUCAUGUAAUGUGCAGGAGUCCUCGGAGAGUGAGCAGUUCUUGGAGAUGAUGUCUAGUCUCUCACGGUGGAAAGGAGAAGACAUACCAGACAAGGUGGAAACAGUGAAGCUUACUCAAGCAGUGACUCUCCUUCCAAAACAAGAAUACCUGCUAUGGGGCAGGCUGCCAAGUAAUCUUCCAAUGUCACCUGGAAGCACAGUGGUGGUGGAGCCCACCUCAGCUAGGUGUGCUCCAUGGGGCAUUAUGGUAGGCAGAGUGGUUACACCAUUGUGGGGGGAUGGUUGGGUCCCCAUGAAGGUUACCAACAUCACCUUGAAGAGAAAUUGCAAAUUGGCAGAUGUUUCUCCCUGUGUCACAGUCGAAGAUUUUACUCUGUUUCAAGGUUCCUGCCAGAAAGAAAAUGACACAGACACAGCAACUCAUGACAAAACUGUUGAUAACACUGACCUGAAACAAAGACUACAGAAUGUUGGCUUGGGAGACAUAGACAUUGACCACUGUCAGGUGAGCCCCUCUACAAAGAUCCAGCUUGUUGAAAUGCUCGAACAGUAUAAUGAUGUCUUCUCUAAACACCAUCUAGAUUGCGGAGAAGCCAAAGGCUUUGUGCACAGGAUCAGACUGACUGAUGAUCGUCCCUUCCGUCUCCCAUAUCGCAGGGUCUCACCCGCCCAUUAUCGAAAGCUGUGCCAAGUCCUCACUGAAAUGGAGGAGCAAGGGAUCAUCCGCAAGUCGGUGAGUGAGUUUGCUUCCCCACUCGUCAUGGUCUGGAAAAAGACUGGAGGUCUCCGAAUAUGCACAGACUUCCGGUGGCUGAAUACCAGGACCAUCAAGGAAGCCCAUCCUCUUCCUCACCAAUCGGACUGUUUAGCAGCCCUCGGCGGGAACACCGUCUUCAGCAUGAUGGACCUUACAUCAGGUUUUUACAACCUACCCAUGCAUGAGGAAGACAAAAAGUACACCGCUUUUACAACACCACUGGGCCUGCAUGAAUACAACAGAAUGCCACAGGGCCUCUGUAACAAUCCGGCAUCUUUCAUGAGGAUGAUGCUCAGCAUCUUUGGAGAUCUAAACUUCAGUAGUUUGCUGUGUUAUCUCGAUGACCUCCUGGUCUUUGCCCCUACUGAGCAAGAAGCCCUCAUCAGAUUGGAAGUUGUUCUAAAGAGACUGAGAGUGCAAAACCUGAAGCUGAGCCCAAAGAAGUGCCACUUUUCGCGACUGUCUGUAAAGUUUCUUGGACACAUUGUUGACGGUAAUGGGGUAGCUGUUGACCCAGAGAAAGUGGAAGUCAUUGUCAAAAUGUCAAAGAAGGAUUUAAUGGAGAGUGACGGGUGUACGCCUUCAGUCCGGAGACUAAAGUCAUUUCUGGGAAUGGUGUUCUAUUAUCAGCGCUUCAUACCGAACUGUUCAUCCAUUGCGAAGCCUUUGUUUGCCCUCACAGCUGGUCAGAAACGGAGAGGCAAGGGUGGUAAAUCAAAGCAGAAUCCUGGAGUCUUCAGAAAGCUAAAGCCUGCAGACUGGACUGAUGACUGUGAACUUGCCUUUCUCAGCCUGAAGGAGAAGCUCCUCAAUUGUGGAGUCCUCACUCAUCCAGACUUCUCCAGGCCAUUCAUCUUAUCCAUUGAUGCUUCCCUUGACGGUCUUGGGGCAGUUAUGUCUCAGAUACCAGAAGGUGAGACCAAAGCUCGUCCUAUCGCCUUUGCAAGCAAAACCCUCACUGGCUCUCAGAAGAGGUACACAGCUCAUCGUCUAGAAUUUCUAGAACUCAAGUGGAGUGUUUGUGAAAAGUUUAGUCAUUGGUUGAAGGGUCACUCUUUCACAGUGUGGACCGACAAUAAUCCACUGACAUAUAUAUUGACCAAACCAAAACUUGAUGCCUGUGAACAGCGAUGGGUGGCCAGGCUCUCCCCAUACACCUUCAGAAUCAAACACAUCCCUGGUGUCAAAAAUACAGUGGCGGACGCCUUGAGCAGGGAUCCAUUUGCUAAGUCGGUGAGCCAAGGGUUGAUCAGUGAGCCUUAUGAAGAUCUUCUGGCAGAGUUUGAGGGGACAAAGGAGGAAGGAGUUCAAGACAUUUUCCGGUGUAAGGUUCAGUGCCUUCAGGUGGAGAACUCCAACAGUGUGACCAAAGACAUCUCACCUGCUGAACCACUCAGAACUCAGGGUUUCCCUGAUGUCAAGUCCAUAUGUGAUGCUCACACAGAAUGGGAGCGAGCUGCUGAGUUAAGAGCUGUUCAGUUUCUCAAGUCUCUUCCUAUGGUGGCGUCCUCAGAAGAAAAUGUUCUCCCUGCUCUGUCUCUUGAUGAGCUUCACCAAAGCCAAGACCGUGAUCCAGUCAUUGGGGAAGUCCUGCAGUUUGUAGAGCAGGGGAAACCACCAUCUAGACGAGAGAGAAGUAGGUUAAUUCCCCAAGCUCAGACACUAUGCAAGCAGUGGCAUCGGCUGAAAGUCCAAGAUGGGAUCCUUUACAGAGUCACUAAAGAUCCCUCAACUAAGCAGAAGAGGUACCAGUUUGUCUUACCUGCCAGCCUAAAAGAUAAAGCACUCUCCGGUGUGCAUGAUCUUGCAGGCCAUCAGGGGUAA
Messenger RNA from Cheilinus undulatus (humphead wrasse), 2901 nucleotides. RefSeq names its product transposon Tf2-1 polyprotein. Bases 40 to 2901 code for a protein of 953 amino acids. Lineage: Eukaryota; Metazoa; Chordata; Actinopteri; Labriformes; Labridae. The record is from RefSeq and is a predicted model, not a curated record. The transcript has a single exon.